AUGGAUGAACAAGACCCAAAGGAGCAGGAAGGAGUUGCAUGGUAGCCCACAGGUGCAUAGAGAAUGACAGGAGCAAUGGCCUCACACACAGUCACAGCAAUCUCCUCCUCCUUGAUUAUGCCUCUCAAUAUUUCUCAAUCAUUUCUCAGACCCUCAAAUCUCCCCCUCCAGAUCCCACCUCAAUCCAACCCCACACAUCGCAAUCCCAUCCUCAAAUUUCCCACCACUAGAACCAGAGCAACCGUUGACGGCGGCGAACAAAGCGCCACCGCCGUACCUAUGCUUGUCCAGGAACCGCCGCAGCCCACCAAAGAAGUGGAGGAGAGUGUGAAAUUGCUGAAGAAGGCCGCAAAAACAAGACGGGUUGCGAAGGAGGAGGUUCUGUCAGCUCUAUCGGUCAUUGAGAAGGGAAAGCUCGACCCUUCCGGCUUUCUUAAUACGCUUGGCGGAACAGAAUCCCCGGGGAGAACAUGGAUGCUCAUAUUUACUGCUGAGAAGGAAUUAACGGGCGGUCGCUACUUCCCUAUUACCGCAGUUCAGCGAUUUGAUGCUGCUGGAAAGAGAAUUGAGAACGGAGUGUAUUUUGGGCCAUUUGGAUGCUUAACAUUUGAAGGAAGAUUUUCCUGGAAGAAGAGAAUACUAGCCUUCGUCUUUGAAUCCAUCCGGAUAAAAAUUGGACCUUUGAAAACCUUAGAGAUCGGUCUAGGCCAGAAAGACGACAGAGAGCCUAGCACGAAGGAUCCAUUCUUUAUAUGGUUUUACAUUGAUGAAGAACUAGCAGUUGGCCGAGGCAAAAGUGGGGGGACUGCUUUCUGGUGCCGUUGUCGCCAUGUUAUAACUUAAUUUCUAUUUCAGUCAAAUACAGAUGUUGGAUUCAGUUUUACGGAUCAUAUUAUACAUACACAUACAUAUAUCAGGAAAUAUCAAGGCUAUGUGAUGCUUCGUUUACAUUA
Molecule: messenger RNA, 953 nt
Organism: Pyrus x bretschneideri (Chinese white pear)
Lineage: Eukaryota; Viridiplantae; Streptophyta; Magnoliopsida; Rosales; Rosaceae
Exons: 4
Coding region: 64-843 (259 amino acids)
Source: RefSeq, a predicted model, not a curated record